AUGGACCUGAUCCCAAGCUUUUCUGUGGAAACCUGGGUUCUUCUGGCUACCAGCCUGGUACUCCUCUAUCUAUAUGGGACUUAUUCACACGGACUUUUUAAGAAGCUGGGGAUUCCUGGGCCGAGACCUGUGCCUUAUUUUGGAAAUAUUCUGUCCUACCGAAAGGGUAUUUGGGAGUUUGACAAUGGAUGUUUUAAAAAGUAUGGAAAAAUGUGGGGGUGUUAUGAAGGUCAACAGCCUCUGUUAGUUAUCACAGAUCCAGACAUAAUCAAAACAGUGCUAGUGAAAGAAUGUUAUUCUGUCUUCACAAACCGGAGGUCUUUUGGUCCAGUGGGAGUUAUGAAAAAUGCCGUCUCUCUGUCUGAGGAUGAACAAUGGAAGAGAAUACGAACGUUGCUGUCUCCAGCCUUCACCAGCGGAAAGCUCAAGGAGAUGUUCCCCAUCAUUAGCCAGAUUGGAGACGUGUUGGUGAGGAACCUGAAGAAGGAAGCAGAGAAAGGCAAGCCCAUCAGCAUGAAAGACUUCUUUGGGGCCUACAGCAUGGAUGUGAUUACUGGCACAGCAUUUGGAGUGAACAUUGAUUCCCUCAACAACCCACAAGAUCCCUUUGUGGAAUAUAGCAAGAAGAUCUUAAAAUUUAAUCUCCUCUCUCCAUUAAUUCUCUUAAUAGUAUUCUUUCCAUUCCUCACCCCGGUCUUUGAAGCAUUAAAUAUUACUCUGUUUCCAAAAAGUUCUUUGAAUUUUUUAACAAAGUCUGUAAAAAGGAUAAAAGAGAGUCGCCUCAAAGAUAAACAAACGCAUCGAGUGGAUUUUCUUCAGCUGAUGAUUAACUCCCAGAAUUCCAAAGAAACUGACACCCAUAAAGUUCUGUCUGACACAGAACUCACGGCCCAAAGUAUUAUCUUUAUUUUUGCUGGCUACGAGACCACUAGCAGUUCUCUUUCCUUCAUUAUAUAUGAAUUGGCCACUCACCCUGAUGUCCAGCAAAAGCUGCAGGAGGAGAUUGAUGCAACUUUCCCCAAUAAGGCGCCUCCCACCUACGAGGCUCUGGUACAGAUGGAGUAUCUUGACAUGGUGUUGAAUGAAACUCUCAGAAUAUUCCCAAUUGCUGGUAGACUUGAGAGGGUCUGUAAGAAGGAUGUGGAAGUCAAUGGGGUGUUCAUUCCCAAAAGGACGACAGUGGUGGUUCCACUCUUCGUUCUUCACAACGACCCAGAGCUCUGGCCAGAGCCUGAGGAGUUCCGUCCUGAAAGGUUCAGUAAGAAGAACAAGGACAGCAUAAAUCCUUACACAUACCUGCCUUUUGGAACUGGACCCCGAAACUGCAUUGGCAUGAGAUUUGUUAUCAUGAACAUGAAACUUGCUCUCGUCAGAAUCCUGCAGAACUUCUCCUUCAAACCUUGUAAAGAAACACAGAUCCCCCUGAAAUUGCUCACUCAAGGACUUACGCAAGUGGAAAAACCUGUUGUCCUAAAGGUUGUGUCAAGAGAUGCGACCAUAAGUGGAGCCUGA
Messenger RNA from Eubalaena glacialis (North Atlantic right whale), 1512 nucleotides. RefSeq names its product cytochrome P450 3A29-like. Gene Ontology annotation, biological process: steroid metabolic process; oxidative demethylation. The transcript has 13 exons. The record is from RefSeq and is a predicted model, not a curated record. Gene Ontology annotation, molecular function: testosterone 6-beta-hydroxylase activity; oxidoreductase activity, acting on paired donors, with incorporation or reduction of molecular oxygen, reduced flavin or flavoprotein as one donor, and incorporation of one atom of oxygen; heme binding. Lineage: Eukaryota; Metazoa; Chordata; Mammalia; Artiodactyla; Balaenidae. Bases 1 to 1512 code for a protein of 503 amino acids.